UACACAUUCGAAUGUGUUGAAAAUACACAUUUUGAAUCUUAAUAGACUAGUGUAAAAAGUAUUUUCAUGUCAUACUAGUCCCACGUUUUUGCUAUACCUUCAAAUUAAAAUAAUACGAAUUCAUAUCACAAAUUAUAGAACACACCACUAUAAAUACCGUUACAUGCAAAAUCAGUUCUCCAAAAUCUUCACUUCAUAAAUUAUUAUUUUACUCAUCAACAAAAGAAUAAUGGUCCUCUUCGCUUUAUCAGCAACAACUUCUUCUUCUUCUUCUUCUUCAAAGCUAAAAAAACAACAUCCACACCAAAGCUUGUCCGAGUCUCUAAUGGAACACAGUAUCCAAGACGCCGAAGCUAUCAUAAACCGAUGGAUAUCACCACAAGUACUUCUCACCUCUUCUUCUUACUGCUCCAUCUCUUCCUUAUUCUCAUCCAAAAAAAACCGCGAAGAAGCCAAACGAUUCAUCGACGCGGUGCACACCUUACACUCGGGUAUGAUGAGACUAAUCUCAGUGAAUCCAACGUCCACAAAACUCAUCCAAGCUGAGAAUCUAAUGCGUAUCUCAAUGACUCAUCUCUCCAAAGAGUUUUACCGUAUCCUCAAAUCAAACCGACGGUACCUCGACCCUGAAUCAGUCUCCAACCGCUCUUCUUCGAGAGCUCCCGAAUCAGAUUCCAAAACCAUGGGCGACCUAAAAAUGAUCUCUGAUUGCAUGACUUCAUCAGGAUACGCUCAAGAAUGCUUCAAAACCUAUAUAAAAAUCCGUAAAUCGAUCAUCGUCGACGCGUUGAACCAACUCGGAUUCGAGAAUCUAACUCUUUAUCAGAUACAGAGACUUGAAUGGGAAGUUCUGGAGAAGAAGAUACGUAAAUGGAUAAGGAUCACAACAAGAGCUGUGAAUACUCUCUUCUACGGUGAACGUAUCCUCUCCGAUCACGUCUUCUCAUCAUCGUCGUCAUCGAUUCGUGAAUCUUCUUUCGCUGAAAUCACAUUACAAACCGGUUUAGCUCUGUUUAGUCUCCCGGAAAAAAUGGCGAAAUGUAAUAAAAAAUCUCCGGAGAAGAUCUUCCUCACUCUCGAUGUUUAUGAAACCGUUACAGAGCUUUUACCUAAGAUCGACGAGCUCUUCAGCUCCGAUUCAACGUCUUUGCUCAAAUCACAAGUCGAUUUGAGUUUAUCGAAUCUAAGAGACGGUGUGGUUUCGAUGAUCGACGGAUUCGAAUCUUGGAUUUCUAAAGAAUCGUCGAGAUAUUUGAUCUCCGGCGGCGGAAUCCAUCAAUUGACGAGGUACGUUAUGAGUUUCAUCGUCUUCCUCGCUGAUUACAGCGAGUUACUCCCCGAUAUCAUCGUCACCAAAUCGUUGCCUUCACCGGGAGAAGAAGAGAGCUCCGGGGACUCGGAUCCGGUUAAAUCGAGGAUCGCGUGGCUGAUUCUGUUCUUACUCUGCAAAAUCGACGCCAAGUCUCGUCUCUACAACGACGUGGCUCUCUCGUAUCUGUUUCUCAUCAACAACCUCAACUACGUUUUGGUUAAAGUGAGAUCGUCGAAUCUGAAGGUGGUUCUGAGUGAGGAUUGGGUUGAGAAGCAUGAAGCGAAGGUGAAGAAGUAUGUCGCCAAGUUUGAGGAGAUCGUUUGGGGAGAGACGAUGGCGUCACUCAAUUCUGAUGAUGAUGGGUUUGAGGUGACGGCGGAGGAGAGGAUUAAGCGGUUUAGUGAUGGGUUUGAGGUGGCGUAUAAGAGGCAAACCGGUUGGGUUGUACCGGAUUCGAAAUUGAGAGAUGAGAUUAAACGGUCUGUUGGGAUGAUGAUUAUACCGAGAUACUCGGGUUUUUGUGAAAGGAACCGGGUCGGGUUAUGGGAGAAUGUUGGGUUUGACCCUGAGGAUAUUGGGAAUUAUCUUUCGGAUUUGUAUUUUGGGUCUCAUGGAUCAGGGAGUGUUUCGUCUAUUCAUUCUUCAGGUUCUUAUUAGUUAGAUGGGAUAGAUAUAUGAGUAAUUAAAACAUAGGGUAAACAUUGCAUUAAUAUCUGUAUUAACAUUUUUCAAGUA
This is a messenger RNA of Camelina sativa (false flax), 2047 nucleotides long. Its product is annotated as exocyst complex component EXO70H1-like. Gene Ontology annotation, cellular component: exocyst. NCBI's taxonomy places the organism in Eukaryota, Viridiplantae, Streptophyta, Magnoliopsida, Brassicales, Brassicaceae. The record is from RefSeq and is a predicted model, not a curated record. Gene Ontology annotation, molecular function: phosphatidylinositol-4,5-bisphosphate binding. Gene Ontology annotation, biological process: exocytosis.